Messenger RNA from Ectocarpus sp. CCAP 1310/34, 2187 nucleotides. The record is from the annotation of a GenBank genome assembly. NCBI's taxonomy places the organism in Eukaryota, Phaeophyceae, Ectocarpales, Ectocarpaceae.
GAAGCAGGGUGAGGCAAAACACACCCAGGCGCUGCUUAGCGAGGAACGAGCGCCGGAGUUGGCGGCUGUGCUAGCAUCAUGCGGUUCCUUCAUUUGAUCCGGCCGGUCAUGUGCGUCCUCCCUGAGGUCGCACAACCGGACCGCAAAAUCCCUUUCCGGGAGAAAGUGCUGUGGACCGUGAUCACGCUCUUCAUCUUCCUAGUGUGCUGCCAGAUUCCCAUCUACGGCGUUCAGUCGGCCAAGUCGUCGGACCCGUUCUACUGGAUGCGUGUCAUCCUCGCCUCCAACCGUGGCACGCUCAUGGAGCUCGGUAUUUCGCCGAUCGUGACGUCAUCACUCGUUAUGCAGCUGCUCGCCGGGUCUCGAAUCAUCGAGGUUAACCAGUCCAUCAAGGAAGAUCGGGCUCUGUUCAGCGGAGCGCAGAAGCUAUUCGGUAUCCUGAUCACGAUUGGAGAGGCCGUGGCGUACGUGGUGUCUGGCAUGUACGGCGACCUGUCUACCCUCGGUGCCGGUAACGCCAUCCUCAUCAUCUGCCAGCUCUUCUUCGCCGGGCUGAUCGUUAUCAUCCUCGACGAGCUGCUGCAGAAGGGGUACGGGCUUGGUUCGGGAAUUUCCCUCUUCAUCGCGACGAACAUCUGCGAGACGAUUAUCUGGAAGGCGUUCUCGCCGACGACAAUCAACACGGGGAGGGGGACCGAGUUCGAGGGAGCCAUCAUCGCGCUCUUCCACCUCAUGAUCACGCGGCCAGACAAGAUGCGCGCUCUGCAGGAGGCAUUCUACAGGCAAAACCUCCCUAAUAUCACCAACCUCCUGGCGACCGCGCUGGUGUUCAUCGUGGUGAUCUACUUCCAGGGCUGGAGGGUGGACCUGCCGGUGAAGUACCAAAAGUACCGGGGUCAACAGGGCACCUACCCGAUCAAGCUUUUCUACACGUCCAACAUGCCCGUCAUCCUCCAGACGGCCCUCGUGUCCAACCUCUACUUCCUCAGCCAGCUCCUGCACAACCGCUACGCGGGCAACCUGUUGGUGCGUCUUAUGGGAAGAUGGGCGGAGGUCGAGGGCAUGCCCGGGACCUCUGUGCCCGUGGGUGGGCUGGCGUACUACAUCUCGCCCCCGACCACCAUGGCGGAGAUACUCAAGGACCCCGUCCACGCGGUGAUCUACAUCACCUUCAUCCUCACGGCGUGCGCGCUGUUCUCCAAGACUUGGAUCGAGGUGUCGGGAUCUUCGGCCAAGGACGUGGCAAAGCAGCUGAGGGACCAGCAGAUGGUGAUGAAGGGGCACAGGGACGACGCCCUUGUGCACGUGCUCGAGCGUUACAUCCCUACGGCGGCGGCGUUCGGCGGCAUGUGCAUCGGGGCGCUGACCGUGGCGGCGGAUUUCUUGGGGGCGAUCGGUUCUGGCACAGGCAUCCUGCUGGCGGUGACCAUCAUCUACCAGUACUACGAGAUGUUCAGCAAGGAGCAGGGGGAGGCUAUGGGCGGGCUAGGGUUUUAACUUGAUGGAAGACUCCGAUCGAUUGGGGCAGGGGGGGGCGGGGGGGUCGAGAGGAUCAUCAUGUUGAGGGAUGUAAGGAUGGGCUGCACCCUGGUGCUGAUAAUCUCAAGGGAAUGAACUGAAGCUUGCAAGAUAGAGGAUGUUGUGUGGUUGCGGUAAGGGCGGGCUUCGUUGGAGCUCUCUGUAGCUUGCACCUGUUCGCCUGCGAUGUGUUUCGCCCCGUCGGCGUUGGAUGCACUAGCGGCGAGUCGCCGGCUGAUAGUUCAAUCUCGUCUCCCGGGGCAAGCAGUAGAUGAUAUUUGACGUGGUGACGACGAUUUGUGCGUGUGGCUCAAAUCAAGGUGCAGUUUGACACAUUUUAUGAUUUUUUUCUUGUGCCUCCCUCGUCGACUUUCCAGGAUUGUAACGGUGUUGUGACGAAUGGUUGGAAGACAUCCAUUGGCCCGCAGCUGUUGUUGAUCUCUCCUGUCUCCAUAAAGGCUUUUUUUUUUUUCUAGUGGGAUGCUUGAAGGAUCUCCUGCCUGCUCUGUGCCCAAGGACUGAAAUUCCGUUGUCGUCGCUGUAUCUCAUGGCGGUGAAUUUUCCGGCGGCGCAUUAAUAACGGGAACCUUGACGUUAGGGCAGAUAGAUCUUGGGAAACGUCCAUGCUGCACAUUCGUUGGUCCCUCCUCUUGAAACCAUUUUCGUUUG